GGAAUAAGCGCCAUAAAGAUAAUGAAUCGCCAACGACAGCCAUCCACUUGCCUCGCGGCAGCUAUUGCAGCACUGAACCUGAGCCUCCCUGGCUCCCACGUUUCUCCAGAGACUUUCCGGCAAGCCAAGUUCGACCAACCCCAGGUGAGUAUAACGUUGUGGAAGCUACUAUACCGUCUGCUGAAGCAGAUCCAUGGUGGAGGACAGAUAGAGUCUGCUGACACAGGCACCCAAGUCAGAUUUGUCAAAUAUGCAGCCUUGAGUUAUGGCUAUAGAAGACUAAAAUUUUAUCAGCUUCCUGCUGAUGGUUCAGAAGGGAGCAGAGAACUGCUAUUGGCAUUUUCCUGGUUCCUUUGCAGAACUGCUCUAAUGGAAAAGUUAUUGAUGCUAAGCAGACUGAAACUUUGGGAUGAAGCAACAGUAUGCAUGUGUAAUCCUCCUCUAAAAGGCCUGCAAGAUGGGAAAAGCCUUGAUUCAAACCUUCCCAUUAAAGACCAAACAGAUGUCCAAUACCUUCAAUGGUUGAAUGGCCGCCUGAAACUCCAGUGGCGGAGUUACCACGCUGAGCAACAAGAGCAAUGCAAGCUCCUGCAUCAGGUACAUUCCUACACAAUAGGUUCUCAUACUGACCCUGUCAUUGGCCAUUUCUCAGUCAUAGAAGUUGAUAUUGGAAGACAGCCAGACAGAUACAAGCAGUUGCUGCAUUUUGUAGAAUCUGAUUGCUCCCGUCUAGAAGCAUUUCUGAAGUGGAAGCCUAUGGAACCCCUUUAUUGGCAUUGGAUGGAGACUGUUUUAGAUAUGGUAACAGAAGAUACCCAGAACCAGAAUAUAUGUUACAAGGACUGUCUUUUGCCAGGUACUGACCUGGGUUGCCAUAGUGUCAGCAGAAUUAUUGAAGAACUUGACAAAUGUAAGAAAGAUCUACUGACUCUGUGCCAGAAGAUACAUGAGCAUAGAACCGCCAUGAAACUGGCUUGCUAUGUAAAGGUCAGAACAAGGCAAGAAAAACAAGGAGAGGAGGAUUUCUGCACAGCUGUAAGAAAAGUACAAGAAAUUGUGGAGCUGAAACUGUCUGACCUUAACUGUAAUAACAGUACCUGUAAAAUCAAUAAAUUGCAUGGCCCAUAUAGACUAGUUUUUAGAAAAAGGUGUUUAAAGGACAGUAAAAUGGGUACUAGCAGAACAGCAGCACCUACCAAAGCCAUUACAGAAGGAAUCACUGCCACAGAUGUGAUCAGUGAUCUAAGAAAGAAAGAAGCAAGACUGAAGGCAGAGCUGAAGCAGCAACAAGAGGAAGCUAGACAGAAGAUUCACAAAGCGGCAAAGGGACUUGAUCAAGUGCUUUUCAUCCCACCAAUGAAAAGACAAAAAGCCAGAGUAAGUGCAGAAUUUGGCAAAGUUCACCACAUUUGAAAGAACACUUUGGGAUGGCUUGAAACUGCCACACCCCAUUGUUGGUAUUUGUUCCUAUCUUCUGAGUGCAACUGUUACUCCUUUAGGUUUACUAUGCAUCCUCUCAUUUUGAAAGGAAGAAUAUAUUUUAAGUAUUCUACACAUUACCUCAAGAUGGUUAAUGAGCAGGAGACUAAUAUACAUGUCUUUUGAAAUUAUUUUAUCUUCUCAAAUGGUAGGUUUUGGUGCCCAGUUUCACUUUAGCUACAACAGAUUUCAACAUGAAAAUACACUAAACUCUCAUAUGGAGUAUCUGGAGAAGAGAUGUGUGUAAAAAUCCAGGUAAUGCAGUCCUAUGUAAACAUUGCUGAAACAGGUAGAAAGAAUCUUGAAUUAAAGUUGAUUAAAACUUGGUA
Molecule: messenger RNA, 1808 nt
Organism: Candoia aspera
Lineage: Eukaryota; Metazoa; Chordata; Lepidosauria; Squamata; Candoiidae
Gene: TEDC1
Product: tubulin epsilon and delta complex 1
Exons: 8
Coding region: 22-1413 (463 amino acids)
Source: RefSeq, a predicted model, not a curated record